UGAGAAAGGUGAAGGGAGUCCAUUGGAGUUGAGUUUUGUUGUGUGGUCUUUUCAAUUUUGAUUUGCGGAGGGAGGGAGGUUAAUUUGAACAUAAGCAUUACGAUUACCGACUACCGAGGGACAAGGUCACGCAGAGAUCGUGAAAGCGCCGAGCAGUUUCAGCUUUUGGCUCCCACACUCGCUCGCUCGCUCACUCACUCACUCCUAGAUCCAAGGAAGUGGUGAGUCCUUCGCUCCAUGCGACGGCGGCGUUAGCAUUAUUACUGUUAAUUCGUAAACCUUUCAGGCUUAUCGUAUCAGUCACACACUCUCUGGUUGUGGAAAAUUUUGAGAAGAGCAGGCACAAUUUAAUGUAUCUCUCUACGUGGGUUACUUGUUUGAAUCAUGCUGUGUGAACUCUGAAGCAAUCUCUUCUGCUACUGCAACUGCAACCAACCGCCCUUUACCUAACAAGAACAAGAAUAAAAAAGAAGGUUAGGUUAGGUUCGGUUGGUCUUUGUUUCAUUUCAGUUUCACUCUCUCCAUUUUGAUCUGCCGUGACCGACAUUUAUUUUGUGGGGGCCUGGAGCAGCUUGGGUAGCGAAGAUCUGGGUAUCUUUGUGGACCAAAUUAGAUCUCGGGACUCGAAUGUCUCUAAUCGAGAGCUGCUGUUCCUGUCACUACUGCAAUUGCUAGGGUUUUUUAUUCAUACCGAUGACUACCAAACGCGCCUACAAGCUUCAGGAAUUUGUAGCACAUGCUUCUUCCGUCAACUGCCUCAAGAUUGGACGUAAAUCAUCCAGGGUUCUUGUCACUGGAGGUGAAGACCACAAGGUCAAUCUUUGGGCUAUUGGCAAACCUAAUGCCAUACUGAGUUUGUCAGGACAUUCAAGUGGAAUAGACUCCGUAAGCUUUGAUUCCUCUGAAGUCUUGGUAGCUGCUGGUGCUGCAAGUGGCACUAUCAAACUUUGGGACUUAGAAGAGGCAAAGAUUGUUCGUACUCUUACUGGUCAUAGGUCCAAUUGUACAUCAGUGGACUUCCAUCCUUUUGGAGAGUUCUUUGCAUCUGGUUCUUUAGACACCAAUCUUAAGAUAUGGGACAUCAGAAAGAAGGGUUGUAUCCAUACAUACAAAGGUCACACUCGAGGGGUAAAUGCAAUCAGGUUUACCCCAGAUGGACGCUGGGUUGUUUCAGGUGGAGAGGACAAUACUGUAAAGUUAUGGGAUCUGACUGCAGGGAAGCUCUUGCAUGACUUUAAAUGUCACGAAGGCCAGAUCCAGUGUAUAGAUUUUCAUCCCAAUGAGUUUCUACUAGCAACAGGUUCGGCAGAUAGAACAGUUAAAUUCUGGGACCUUGAAACCUUUGAGCUUAUUGGUUCAGCUGGUCCUGAGACAUCUGGAGUGCGUUCUCUUACUUUUAGUCCUGAUGGGAGGACCUUGCUUUGUGGUUUACACGAGAGUUUAAAGGUUUUCUCGUGGGAACCUAUAAGAUGCCAUGAUAUGGUGGAUGUGGGUUGGUCUAAAUUGUCAGAUCUUAAUGUUCAUGAAGGAAAACUUCUUGGCUGCUCAUACAAUCAAAGCUGUGUUGGAGUCUGGGUAGUGGACAUCUCGCGUAUAGAACCAUAUGCACUUAAUAGUGUGAACCAUCUAAAUGGUCAAUCAGAAACUAAAUCCUCAGGAGGAAAUAUGACUGUUCUAAAUGAGAUCAGUGCUAAGGCUAGGCUAUCUGUUUCACAAAAUCCAGAUCAAUUACUAAAGGAAACGAGAUCUCUUGGGCGGUUGUCAGUUUCUUCUCAAGAUUCAGACCCCUUAAAGGAGGGAAAAUGUUUGCCAUCCUCAGGAAGUGCACCAACUACUCCUCAAAGGAUUAAUUUGAACUCCGGUCCCAAAACAGUACCUGGUGGUUCAACCACAGUGGUUAAUACAACAGCUCAGAAAAGGAGUUCUUUGAAAUCUCACACAACAUCCAAUGUUCCAAUUGUUAAUAAAUCAGAUAUUAUACCUGUAAUUGUCCCCAGAACUAGUGCAAGGUCAUCAGAGCCUGCAGCUGAUUCUAGAAAAGAAGUUGGAGUUGCUGGAAGAACAAUGCCAUUCCCCUUACAGUCAAAGGCAGCAGAUAUGCGUAAAUUUUCAAAUAAUAGAGAUGAUGUGGAUAAGCCCCUCCCUUCUCUGACUGAAACUGCAGCAUCUAAGAGCAGUGAAUUAAGUGGUUUUGCAGAAAAAAAUAAUUUCCCCGCUUCUGUAAGCUCUACGCAAGGUAUUUCUACAUGUUUUAAAGAUUUAAAUUAUGCUAGGUGUCUUGAGACUGGCAAAUAUGAAUAAAUUCAUUGAGCUCUGUGCUAGUAAUCAGCACAAAGUUUUACAUAUCCUGUAUUCACACAACUUGUUUUCCUUUGAUAUUUAUGCAAUAUGUUUUCUAGUCAUAAUCUGUUUAACUGUAAUUUGUACUGUUAAUGUUAUUGCACUUGUCUAAGUUUUGGUCAAAUGGUUGUGAACCAUAUUAUUGGAACCUCAUUAUCAUCACACCAUAUAAUCUAAUACAUGUUACUAGGAGUUUGUUUACUCUCUUUUACUCCUUCCAUAUCUAAAUCUUAUGAUUUCAACAGAGUUAUGGAUAAAUUUUUAUCAAUUAGUGUAGCUGUGAGCUUGUGCUUUAUUGACAUGUAACAAACUUUUGACGUGUCUGAUGAAGGCCAUUUUUAAGUACAUAGUAACUCAAGCUUUUAAGUGAUUUUUUUGACAAAUAUUUCUUGUUUCUCUUGAUAUUAUCUUAUCUGAUUAUAUGUCAUGAUCCUAAGCCUCAAAGCCCUGAUGUUGCUCACAAUAAUAAAGUAAUACAAGUGUGAUAUGGAAAUUAGUUUUGGAGAAGAUAAACAUAGAUUGAUUUAUAUGCCUCACCAGUGAACAAAAGAAACUUUGUAUAUUGGUCAGAUCUGGGCUAUGGCUGUGUGGCAAAA
Messenger RNA from Vigna umbellata (rice bean), 2936 nucleotides. The record is from RefSeq and is a predicted model, not a curated record. Lineage: Eukaryota; Viridiplantae; Streptophyta; Magnoliopsida; Fabales; Fabaceae.